GAUUUUCUUUUGAUUAGUUUUUUUGAUUUUUUCUUGGGCUUUCUAUACCAACAGGCGUGUCAAUUUAUCAUUUUCUUUCUUGUGUACUAUCAAUGUGAUCCCCAACCGAUGUGUUGCUUGAUGGAGUUGAGUGGGACAUGAGAUCUCCAGCAGGUAGCUAUUCCGCGAGUGCGUUCGGCAUCAUAUGGGAUGAUUCGGCUGGGAGCCUUAGGCGAAGACGGCGAAGACGGGACUGCGGCAAGCGACGGGGCGGGAAUGCGAUUGCGGGCCUCCGUGGGUGCCCCUCGGGGUGGUCAUUCAACUCACUGGGGCAGGGUCUUUUCUCUCUCUCUCUCUCUCUGCCUGGCUCGCUUUCGGCGUUCGCCAACUUCGACCUCGCCAAAUUUCCCCUCCUAUCAGAGUUGUCGCCAGAAUUGUCGACUGGGUCAGGAACCGUCAUAGCCCAUCGCCUAGUCAAUUAAUUAAACUGGAAACCCAGCUGGCAUUUCUCUUCUCUUCUCUUCGACUGACAGACUAUUUCACCUGAGAACUCCCCUGACAUCCUC
Molecule: messenger RNA, 545 nt
Organism: Aspergillus aculeatinus CBS 121060
Lineage: Eukaryota; Fungi; Ascomycota; Eurotiomycetes; Eurotiales; Aspergillaceae
Exons: 1
Coding region: 138-461 (107 amino acids)
Source: RefSeq, a predicted model, not a curated record